Molecule: messenger RNA, 1203 nt
Organism: Styela clava
Lineage: Eukaryota; Metazoa; Chordata; Ascidiacea; Stolidobranchia; Styelidae
Product: phosphatidylinositol transfer protein beta isoform-like
Biological process (GO): phospholipid transport
Cellular component (GO): cytoplasm
Molecular function (GO): phosphatidylinositol transfer activity; phosphatidylcholine intramembrane carrier activity; phosphatidylinositol binding
Source: RefSeq, a predicted model, not a curated record
UUUGCAGAUUUGAUUUAACCCAGUGUAUAUAUUCAACUGUUCAAUAACUAUAGGUAGAAGGAAUCUUAAGCCGUACAACAAAUAUGAUCAUCAAGGAGUUUCGUAUCAUACUUCCUAUGACAGUUGAGGAAUAUCAAGUUGGUCAACUCUGGUCUGUUGCCGAAGCGAGUAAAAAUGAAACUGGGGGUGGCGAGGGAGUAGAUGUACUAGAAAAUAGACCUUACACAGAAGGUGAUACAAGUGGACAGUUUACUCAUAAAGUCUUUCAUCUGGCAUCGAGAGUCCCUUCCUUUUUAAGGCAUAUAGCGCCAAAAGGUUCACUCGAAUUUCAUGAAAAAGCAUGGAACGCAUAUCCUUACUGCAAAACUGUUAUAACGAAUCCUGACUACAUGAAAAAGGAUUUUGAGUUGUCAAUUGAGUCUUGGCAUAAGCCAGAUUUUGGUGAUGAAGAAAAUGUUCAUGGAUUACCACCAAAUUUGCUUGCUAAGAGAGAAGUCAUAAGAAUUGAUAUUGCGAAUGAUGAAGUGAAUAGCUCUGAUUAUAAAGAAGACCAAGAUCCCAAAUUAUUCAAACCUUCUGCCGAUGGCCGAGGACCUCUUACUAGUGAUUGGAUUCAACGUUUAAAAUCUCAAGAAAAUGGUCAACAGCGAAUGGAUAGCAGCAGUUGCAAAAUGCCUCAUAUGUGUGCGUAUAAACUUGUAAGAUGCAAUUUUAAAUGGUUUGGCUUACAAAAUAUGGUGGAGAAAUUUGUUCACAGGCAAGAGAGAAGAGUGUUCACAAAUUUUCAUCGCCAAGUUUACUGUUGGAUGAAUAAUUGGCUCACUCUCACCAUGGAAGAUAUUCGCAGGAUAGAAGAUGAAACUCAGAAAGAUUUGAAAGAAAUGCGAAGUAAAGGAAGUAUCAAAGGCACAAAAGUUAAUGAGUGAUGACUUAUUAAGUCAUUGUGAUAUUUCGUUUACAAGCAGACUAUCCUAGAAAAAAUUAAUCUCAAAAAAUUAUCUAUCACAUCGUCGCUAAUUUAAAUGAAUAAUGCUUUCUCAUUAGCAUACAUAUACUUUGUAUUAUUAUUGUUUGUCUACUCAUGUUCAUGUGGCUGUUGUUAUUUCUGGUGAAUCAAGCCUGUAAUCCAUGAGCCUUGAUGGCUCCAUAACUCAAUAUUUUCAGAAUUCAGGAAGCAUUCGGCCCCAAACUCUUCUUUAUGUA